Molecule: messenger RNA, 1608 nt
Organism: Rhopalosiphum padi (bird cherry-oat aphid)
Lineage: Eukaryota; Metazoa; Arthropoda; Insecta; Hemiptera; Aphididae
Gene: UQCR-C2
Product: cytochrome b-c1 complex subunit 2, mitochondrial
Exons: 1
Coding region: 108-1439 (443 amino acids)
Cellular component (GO): mitochondrion
Molecular function (GO): metal ion binding
Source: RefSeq, a predicted model, not a curated record
UUCGUUCUCUACUAGUUUGCCCUAACGCGAUUUUUUUCUAAUACUUCUGAAUCGCGCAUUUGUGCUCAAGAUCAAAAUUAAUCGUUUCACCAACAAAUUCGUAUAAAAUGUCGAUGUCAACGUUGAAGACUCCCGUGAUGAACAACAUCGCUAAACGCUGUUACGCCAGCAAGGCUGCGGCGUUAUCCAUCAAAGGUCCACAGGUGCAAACGAAACAAUUGCCCAAUAACUCUCUGGUCGUAGCAGUCCCCGAUUACCCAACCAAGAUCGGACGAGUGUCGGUGACUUUCUUGGCUGGAUCCCGGUACGAAGACCCAGAAAACGCAGGUAUCACUCAUCUCGUUCGCAGCUCUGCCGGACUCAGCACCGAAUCGUCGUCCACGUUUUCAAUCAUACGAAACCUAGGUCACUUGGGCACCAACUACUAUGUGACUUCCGAUCGCGAGACGAUUACGUACACCAUCGAAGCGCACAAGGACAAUCUUGUCAGCAGUUUGAAAUAUUACAUUGAAUCCAUUUCGAAUCAGACGUUCAAGCCUUGGGAACUCUCUGACAAUUUGAAACGCGUACAAUACGAUCUGCUGACAAUAUCGCCCGAACUCAGGGUUUUGGAUUUGGCUCAUAAAGCUGCGUACAGAAACGCUCUUGGUAAUACAGUGUUUUUACCCAAAUACAACAUCAAGAAAUUAGGAUCGGAACAUCUCUUAUACUAUGUCAAGAAAAACUUCAACAACCAGAAUACUAUUAUAUCUAGUGUUGGCGUUGAUGUAGACACAUUGGUGCACAUUUCAGAAGACUUGAAUUUACCUAAUGGAGAUGCUAACCGUGCGUCAAAAGCCAAAUAUUUUGGUGGUGACGUGAGAAAGUCUAAGGCAUUGGAUGCUACAUACUUGGCCGUCGUCGGUGAGGGGGUAAGCUAUAAAGAUUCUCAGAGUGCCUCAUAUGCUGUACUUCAAUAUUUACUCGGCAAAGGAUCAUCGGUGAAAUGGGGAGUUGGACAAGGAGUCUUGGAACAAAAUAUCCUAAAAGCAAACAGUUCAGAUAAUUUUGCUGUAUCCGCCAUAAACUAUAAUUAUUCAGAUUCUGGUCUCUUUGGUUUCUUGUUAGCAUACAAUGGUAAAGAUGUCAGUAGUGUGCUAAAGGCUGCGGUAAAUAGUUUAAGGAGUCCCACAGUUACUGAAACCGAAGUAAACAGAGCCAAGAAACAACUGAUUCACUCUCUUGUAUCAGCAUCAGAGUCUAGUGUUGGAGUUCUAGAAAAUAUUACUCACCAAGCUGUUACCACUGGACAAGUAAUACCAUUUGAAAAGUUAAUUGCUGCCAUUGAAGCAGUUACCGUUGAGGAUGUGAAGAAAGCAGCCGGCAAAGUAGCAGGUAGCAAAUUAUCAUUGGCUGGUUAUGGUAAUGUAGCAACUACACCUUACUUGGAUAAUUUGUAAAUUAGUGUUUAAUUUUAACGUAAACCUUUGUUAGUAAAAUAUUAAACUCUAAAAACACUUUUAUUGUUUAAAUGAAAUUUUUUUUUUACAUUUACCUAAAUGUCUAUGUUAUAAAUAAAUACAUUUAUAGAUUAUAAAAAAAAAAAAAUAAAUAAAAAUAAAACAUCAA